CCAGUCUCGCGUCCAGAGCCGUUUUCGGACGCUCGCGGGGCUCGGCGAGGGCCCCAAGAGGCCGCUCACGGGCGCGGCCGCGCAGGAUAGCAAGAAGUGUUCCUUGCCCCGAUCCCGCCGUCGGUCUUGCGCCCUCGUCGCCCGAUUCGAGCUGUCCCGACCCCGCCCUCGCCUUAACGCCCCGGGCCCCCCGCGGAGCGCGAUGUCGCUCGCCUUCGCCGCCGCCCCCGCCACCGCGGCGCCCGGCAUCGCCGCGCCGCGCCUCCGGAGGGCCGCGCCGGGCGCCGCGGCGCCGGAGGCGGGCGCCGCCUUCGCGGGCGGCGUGGCCUCGGUGGGGUUGGGCGCGGCGGCGAUCGCCGUGGGGUCGUCGGUGGUCACGCGCCGGGCAGCCGCGGUGAAGAAGAAGGGUGUGAAGGUCGUGCAGCAGCUGGACGGCAGGGAGAUCCCGUGGAACCUGUUCAUGCCGAAGGCGCCCUACCAGGGCACCGUGAUCAAGAACGACGUGCAGGCGCACACUAUCACCAAGCCCAACAGCAGCGCCCCGGGCGAUGCCAACUGGGAAACGACGCACGUGACCUUCGACCACGGCGGCAAGGUGCCGUACGUCGAGGGGCAGUCCAUUGGCGUCAUCGCCCCAGGCCCCGACAAGAAGGGCGAGACCCCGGCCAAGAUCCGCCUCUACUCGAUCGGCUCGUCGGCGGUCGGCGACUGCCAGGACUCCAAGACGGUCUCCCUGUGCGUCAAGCGCGUGGUCGAGGUGGAGGAGGAGAAGUGGCCCCUCAAGCACUCCAACCGCGAGGUCGGCGAAGACAAACCCGACAAGGCCGGCACUUGCUUCCCCGACGCCAAGGUCUACCGCGGCGUGUGCUCGAACCACAUCUGCGACAUGAGCGAGGGCGACGAGGUGCUCAUCACUGGCCCGACCGGCGCCGAGAUGCUCCUGCCGAACGAGCAGGACUCAAUAUCAUCAUGCUCGCGACGGGCACCGGCAUCGCACCGAUGCGCUCCUACAUGCGCCUGCUCUUCCACGACAAGGUCGGAGCCAACCCCGACGGGUCCCGGAAGUUCCAGGGCCUGGCGUGGCUCUUCCUUGGCGUCCCGUACUCGAACUCGCUGCUCUACGUCGACGAGCACGACGAGUACACGAAUUCCCCGACCAGUUCCGCGCAGACUACGCGGUGUCGCGCGAGCAGAAGAACGCCGCCGGCCAGAAGAUGUACAUCCAGACGAAGAUGGCCGAGUACGCAGAGGACCGGCUCUGGGAGCUGAUGCAGUCGCCGAAGACGCACAUCUACAUGUGCGGCCUGAAGGGCAUGGAGUCCGGCAUGGAGGAGUGUUUCUCGCCUCUGGCGGAGAAGGCGGGCGUGGACUGGAAGGACUUCGCGAAGGAGAUGAAGAAGGCCCACCGCUACCACGUGGAGGUGUACUGAGCCCAGAGGCGCACGUGGCGAGGCCGAGCGAGACGAGUCCGAAAGUUGAUGCUGAUGCAGAUGUUUCGUUCCUCCUCUGCAACGGCGAGGGGCGGCCUGUAAAAACAAACUUGUCUGCCGGCGGAACAGUUUGUCUUCAAUGUUGCCCUUCGUCGCCCUGCGUUGCCCCGCUCUCAGACCGGGCCCGCUGCCCUUGGUGUUUUUGUUGCCCUUGUUUUAUUCGGCGCCUCGCCGGCGCUCCAGCACACAGGGCGGAGGACGAGGGGAUUGAGGAGGAGGAGGAGGAGCUUCUGCGAGGGCCCAUGCCGCCCUCUCAGACUAAGGCCGCCCCGCUCGCGCCACCUCAACGCGCGCGCCGCCAGGGAGGCGGGUUGGUUGCGUGGGCACUCGAAGGGCUCGAAGAGGAGGGGACUCGCACUCCUUAGCCAGGACUUGUGUGCACGUCAGUCUUCGCCGCAGUCGAUGCGGCCACCUGGUCGGACACUACGCUGGCGGCCAA
Prorocentrum cordatum is the source of this 1929-nucleotide messenger RNA. Lineage: Eukaryota; Dinophyceae; Prorocentrales; Prorocentraceae. The record is from the annotation of a GenBank genome assembly.